Molecule: messenger RNA, 1355 nt
Organism: Dendrobium catenatum
Lineage: Eukaryota; Viridiplantae; Streptophyta; Magnoliopsida; Asparagales; Orchidaceae
Product: probable 2-oxoglutarate-dependent dioxygenase ANS
Exons: 3
Coding region: 144-1172 (342 amino acids)
Source: RefSeq, a predicted model, not a curated record
CAACAGUGCAGGCGCAAGUUUCCACUGCUCUCAGUGUUCGCUCCUUCAGAGUUUCUGUUCAGAGUUGACCUUUGCGGGUUCUUUUCGUCGCCCUCGGCGGUGAUCGGAGAAGCGAGAAACAACUUGUCGCUCUCGUUUGUUCGAUGGUGGUACAGCGUGUACAGGAACUGGCAGAGGCAGGCCUCUCCUUUGUGCCCUCCCAAUACAUCCAGCCUCCGGAGCUCCGACCGGAUCGCCAUUGCCGCGCGGAUGCGGAAUCCGGUAGCAUCCCUGUUCUCGACCUUGAUACCUCUCUGAAUCCUAUACCUCACCUCCGUCGCCUCUGCAGUGAAUGGGGAGCCUUCCAUGUGGUGAACCAUGGCGUGCCGUCGCGUGUACUGGAGAAAAUAAAGGAGGCCGGACUUGGCUUCUUUCGCUCGCCCACGGAGGCCAAGCUGCGAUACGCGUGCGAUCCCGGAUCCGCAGCAACGGAGGGGUACGGAAGCCGGAUGCUGUCCAAGGAGGAAGGGGUGCUAGACUGGAGGGACUAUUUCGAUCAUCAUACCUUGCCGGAGUCUCGGAGGGACCCUAGCAGGUGGCCGGAUUUUCCAGAAAAUUACAGGGAUCUUGUCCUUGAAUAUAGUGACAGCAUGAAAGUUCUUGCUCAAAGACUUCUAAGCAUGAUUUCUGAAAGCCUAAAUCUGCCACAUUCUUAUAUUCAAGAUGCAAUUGGAGAAGUUUACCAGAAUAUAACCAUCAGCUAUUAUUCUCCCUGCCCACAACCAGAGCUUGCUCUUGGUUUGCAAUCCCAUUCUGAUAUGGGUGCCAUAACUCUUCUUAUACAAGACGAUGUUGGAGGUCUUGAGGUAUUGAAGGAUGGAGAGUGGGUACUAGCAAAACCUUUAUCUGAUGCCAUUAUUGUGAUUUUGGCUGAUCAAACCGAGAUUCUAACGAAUGGCAUAUAUAGAAGCGCAUUGCAUCGCGCCAUUGUCAAUGCUGAUCAAGCUCGGAUCUCCGUUGCGACCUUCUACGAUCCUGCAAAGACUCAAAAGAUCUCUCCUGCUCUUCAGCUCGUCACAGAGCAGUCGCCACUCAAGUACCGUGAGGUUCUAUACGGUGACUAUGUCUCAUCUUGGUAUAGCAAAGGCCCUGACGGAAAGCGUAAUAUUGAUGCUCUUUUGAUUCAACAGUAGCUGAAAGAAACUCGAUUGAGUGGGGAGGAACUUCCAGUUCUGAAGCUUUUGCAUGUGGUGAGUGCUGAUUCUUUUAACUUUUCUUUGUGUUUGAAUCAUUGUGGAACGAAUAAUAAAGUAAUUGUAAUACUAAAUUUUUCAUGACAAGCCUGUGUUUGUGAUAAGGUAGCUUUUCUUGAGAAA